AUGACCAUCUUGGGCGAGAUCGUCGACUUGCAUCACGCAAAGAACCAUCCUCGCUUCGGUACUUCGUUCCGGCAAAGUCAUGAGUGGAAUGCUCAGACCGCCGAGAUUACUCGACAUCUUGAGAUAUACGAGCAGAGUCUGCAAUCUUUCGAGCGCAAGAAUUUGCCUCGACAAGUUGAGGAUAGAGCCGACGUUGCAAAUGAGGGUAACGGAGUUCCUGAGACCAACACACCAUCAGUCCACUCUGUGCAUACGAAUUCAUCAAACCGACUUACAGAGAGCAAUAUUCAGACUCGCAUUGUUAUUGCUUAUGGAACCCAUGUGAUGCACGUGCUGCAUAUCCUCCUCUCUGGCAAGUGGGAUCCUAUUAACCUGUUGGAUGAUGAAGACUUGUGGAUUUCUUCGCAAGGGUUCAUCACAUCAACGAGCCAUGCUGUUGCGGCAGCCGAGGCCAUCAACCUGAUACUUGAAUUCGAUCCUGGUCUGGAAUUCAUGCCGUUCUUCUUCGGUAUCUAUCUGCUCCAGGGCUCGUUCUUACUGCUGCUUAUCGCGGAUAAGCUCCAGUCGGAGGCGUCGCCCAGCGUGGCAAAGGCAUGCGAGACAAUCGUGCGGGCUCACGAAGCAUGCGUAGUAACUCUAAGUACAGAAUAUCAGCGAAAAUUCAGCAAGGUCAUGCGCAGUGCUCUUGCCCAAGUUCGAGGUCGUGUACCCGAAGAUCUUGGCGAGCAACAGCAAAGGCGAAGAGAACUUCUGGCGGUGUAUCGGUGGACAAAGGACGGGACUGGUUUGGCACUGUGAGCAGGGCUCUCUAGUCAUGGUUAGGAAAUGAAUGGAAACGAAAAGGGCAAGGAGAAAAGGAACAACAUACUUGGGGCGUCUUAGGAGGGACAUUCGCUUUUCUUUUUUCCUUGGAUAGGAAUAACGGCCUUAAUGGACUCGAGAUUCAGCUCGGGUAUGGGAGCGGCA
Molecule: messenger RNA, 966 nt
Organism: Fusarium graminearum PH-1
Lineage: Eukaryota; Fungi; Ascomycota; Sordariomycetes; Hypocreales; Nectriaceae
Exons: 2
Coding region: 1-798 (265 amino acids)
Source: RefSeq, a predicted model, not a curated record